AUGAAUAUAGUACAGAUGGUGUUCAAUGAUGUAAGGCAGAAAAUACCGCCACCACAAGCUCAGACUCCAUCUAAACCACUGAAAGGUAGCCUUUUUCAAAACCAAAACAAGCCAAUGAAUCAAAGCCAAAAUAUUCCUCUUCAAAAUACUCCUUCUCAGUCGAAAGUUAAAUUUACAUCAGCACCAAAACUAAAUGCUUCUCAAAAAGUACCAAAAACUCCAUCCCCAAUAAGAACAUCACGAACUACUCCAAUUCUUAAAGCUUCUCCUGCUGUUCCACAGCAGGAGCACGAUCCAGAAACAGACGUUAAAGUUUUCCUUAGAGUUAGGCCAAUAUUAGAUCAAGAAGCACAAGCUGAUUUCAGUAUUGAUCAAAACGUUGUUAUAGCUCAUACUGCUACGAAAGAAGGAACGUCUCAGAACUAUGCUGAAAGAAAGUACACUUUUACAAAGGUUUUUGAUGAAAAAUCUUAUCAAGAUGAUAUUUUUGUAGAUGUUGCAAUGCCAUUGCUCAAACACUUUGUACGUGGCCAUGAUGGACUUAUAUUUGCCUAUGGAGCAACAAGUGCCGGUAAAACAUUUACAGUUCGUGGAUCACAAGAAGAUCCAGGCUUAAUACCAAGAAUUACAAAAUCCAUUCUUGGUAUGGAACAACCAAAUGGAUUUGAGCGUGGUUUAUUUGUUUCAUGCGUUGAAAUAUACAAUGAGAGAAUUCAAGAUUUACUUGGAAAUAAUAAGAAUCCAUUAAGAAUAUCUAAGGAUGGAUUCGGAUAUACAGUUGUUAAAAACGCAACUGAGAUCGAAUUGAAAUCAUUUGAUGAUCUCAAGAAGAUUUUAGAUACAAUUGAUAAAAACAAAUCAGUAGGAACAACAUCUUAUAACUCUAAUUCUUCACGUUCUCAUUGCGUUUUUACAUUAAAGCUCAUUACAAUUCCACUAGAUCCACAUACUCAUCAAAGAAUUGCUGAUUUAAGCAAAAUUACAGCCAGUAGAUUAUCCAUUGUAGAUCUUGCUGGAUCAGAACGUGUUAAGUCAGGAGAAGGAUAUUCAAAGAUUGUUAAUGAAGCUAGAGCAAUUAACAAAUCUAUGCUUACACUUGGAAAAUGCAUAAGAGGAAUCAGACUUGCCAAAAACGGUCAAAGAAAUGUUCAAAUUCCAUUCAGAGAAUCAAAGAUCACAGAGCUUUUCAAAGAUUUCUUUGAUCCAGUUUCGCAGAAGAAGACAUAUAUUUCCAUUAUCAUUAACAUUUCUCCAAGUACGAAGCAAUUUGAUGAUACAUUGUUUGCUUUACAAUUUGCUGCCGAAGCAAUUCAUUGCGACAUCAAAAGUAAGAAUGAUGAUGAAGAUUCAGACGAAGAUUCAGAGGAUGAUGCUGUUAGAGCUCUUUCAUUUAAUGAAGAAGAAGCUGAUCAGACACAAGAACAAGAACCUGAUGAAGAAGUUGUUAAUCUCAUAGAAGCAGAAGCAAAAAUUAGACAACAAGUUUACACAGAAAUGAUGUCUAAAAUGAAAGAAUAUCAAGAAAACCAAGCACAACAGUUAAGCCAAACAAAGGCUCAUAGUGCUCAGUCUUAUCCUAAUAAGCUUCAGACAGCUUUAGUAAUCAAAGCUGCAGGAGAUCAACAAAGACUUCAACUCGAAGAAUUCAAUCGCGAAAUAGAAAGACUAACAGUUAACAUUGCAGAGAAAGAUGCUCACCUUGCAAGUCUUAAUGACAAACUCCGUCAGAUGGAAUUAACUCUCAGAGCUGUUAUGCAAGAUACAGAUGAGAAAACUAAAAGAAAAGUCUCUUUGGAAGAAAGAGCUCAAAGAAUUCUUGCCACAGCUCAAAAACUCAAAAAUGAUAUUUCUGAGCUUAUGGAACUCCAUGGAAGAAAGAUGGUUCAACUUAAAGCUCAACAUGAAAAAGAAAUAUCUCAGAAAUUAGCGCAAGCAAGACAUUAG
Messenger RNA from Trichomonas vaginalis G3, 1944 nucleotides. RefSeq names its product microtubule motor protein. Lineage: Eukaryota; Parabasalia; Trichomonadida; Trichomonadidae. Gene Ontology annotation, molecular function: microtubule binding; microtubule motor activity; ATP hydrolysis activity. The transcript has a single exon. Gene Ontology annotation, biological process: microtubule-based movement. The record is from RefSeq and is a predicted model, not a curated record. Bases 1 to 1944 code for a protein of 647 amino acids. Gene Ontology annotation, cellular component: microtubule; nucleus; kinesin complex.